Molecule: messenger RNA, 2076 nt
Organism: Akanthomyces muscarius
Lineage: Eukaryota; Fungi; Ascomycota; Sordariomycetes; Hypocreales; Cordycipitaceae
Exons: 2
Coding region: 1-2076 (691 amino acids)
Source: RefSeq, a predicted model, not a curated record
AUGGAUAAUCAACAAGACAGCCCCAGCGCUGCUUCACAACCUAGGCAUCCACACUUUAACUUGGCUCGCCAAGUCGCCGCAGAGAUGCCCAGCCUUUGGUCCCGGAUCACUCGCCGAUCGGAUGAUGAGCAUCUUUGCUCUAAAAACGAGACCUGCGGUCGUGGCAUCAGUCCCAAUGCUACCAACUUGGCUAUUGCCCUUGGAGUAGUAAUCCCCGUCGUCGCUGCCGCCAUCACAUUCUUCAUUCUCCACCGAAGAAGCGUCAAACGUAUGCACAUGGAAGACGCGAAAUAUCGAGAAACCGACCUCGACUAUGGCCUCGAUGAAGCUCCGUCCAAGGGAAAGCGAAUGACGGCCAUGUUUGGUGCCGCUGGUGAAAAGCAGCAGCACCGUCCUGGCCAGCUGUCCAUGGAUAUGAACCUCUCGUCACCAUACCUGCUCCCUCCCGAUCUUAACGGGUCCAAGGAGUCGAUUCACUCCCUCGCCAAGUCCUACCACAACCAGCAGGAUCCUUACCACACUGUGCCUCUCUACUGUGGUGGCGAUGGCUCUUCCGUCCGCUCGUUUCCCAGAGAACCCUACUCUCCCAUGAGCAGCAAACGCCAGUCUUUCGCCAGCAACCUCCCUCCUCGCACACACUCCAAGUCGCAGUCUCCUCUCUCUGCCGACCCUUUCGCUACGCCGACCGAGCCACUGCCUGCUCACAUUGCCCAAGUCGACGUGCCUCCCUCCGUUCCCGACAAGAACCUGCCCGUUCAGCCAGUUGUCCCGGAGAUUGGCACGGUUCACAACGCCCACGCAGACGAUGAGAGUAUUUAUGAGAUGCCUGACGUUGCUUCGCCUCCCGCCGCCGUUACCAAGGACCCCCACACCGGUCUGCCCAUGGACAACAACUUUCGCUUCGAGCUUCCCGGUACCGUUGACCAGGAGCCUAACGUUGGUGUUGCUCAGCUCAGCGAUGAUCUUGGCCACCAGGAUCCCCACGACCAUGGUCUGGGCCUCAAUGUUGAACUUCCAACCAUCAUGUCCCCCGAGACUAUGCAUGGACAUGACGACAGCCACGCAGUCUAUGACGACCACGGCAACGCCUACCCUCAAAUCCAGACAACCGAAUACUACGAAGACACGCACUAUGUAGUCGAUGACGUGCAGCAAAACCACCUGGAGGGAUUGGGCGUCCCGCAAACAACAGCCAAGAGACUGUCUGUUGGUGUCGUGCCUCUGCCCCCGGCAGAGGUCACACAAUCCGAGGACCCUGAAUACCGCGCCAACCGUAUCAGAUCUUUCUACAAGGAGUAUUUUGAGGACUAUGCCGAGGCACCGCCCCUGCCCACCCAGGGAGAACAUCAUCAUGACGACUACAACGCUGGCUAUCUUGGCGACGCUGCCUACUACGACGCCGACAGCAACGCCUUUGUCAUGCCAUAUGCCCAGUCUGUUACUCGCCGUGCUAUGACGCCACCUCCCGGAGGCGCCCGUCGUGGCCCGCCUGGUCCUCGAAGACCCCGUGGUCCUGGUUCUGUCGGUGGCAUGAGCCUGCCUGGAGGACGUGGUCGCAUGCGCGCUGGCUCCCACGGUCAAUUCGGCCGCCCACCGCCCAAGAAGAAGCUUCCUCCCCCUGCCGCUCUCAAAACGCUGCCAACACCCUCCAAGCUCACAGACGACACAGCGCUCAUCAAUGCCAUGGACUUUGCGCCGCCAGAACUGUUCAAGGACCACGCAGCUGGUCGCAGCCAGAGCCCCCUGGGUGAACGCCGACCAUACAAGCCAGGACACGCUGGUGCUUCGCCUAUGGUCACGGCCUUUGACGAACUCGCUCCUCUCCCCAGCCCGCACUUGCUCCGCAAGUCGUCCACCUUUACCGGUCUGGACUUUGCACCGCCCAAGAAGUUCAAGGAGGACGGAACCUCGAGCGACGCCGGAAGUAUCAGGAGUAACCGCAGCGGCAUCUCGGCUGUGCAGCUCGGCGCCAUCAGAAGUGGCGCCGGACGUGUCAGCCGUCUGCCCGGCGAUACUGUCUUUGCGGCGGGCAAUUUUGGCGACCAAUUGAAGCCUCAAUGGGGUAUGCGUCAGUAA